AUGGUUGAAGUGGAAGCAACUCGGAAGGACGAUGCUGCGACCAUUGCGGAGUUCUUCUUCCGAAACGUCAUUUCCUGUUAUGGAUGUCCGUUGGAAUUGGUUAGCGACCGAGGUAGUUACUUUCUCAACCAUCUGAUCGAAGUGCUGACAGAAUAUUUUCAAAUUCGACACAGGAAGACCACACCCUACAACCUGAAGGCCAACGGUUUAACCAAAAAGUCCAACGGUCUUCUGUGUAAGAUCUUUAACAAAGUGACCGUUAACUACGCAUAUGACUGGGAUGCCAAACUAUCGGCUGCGCUCUGGGCGUACCGGACUGCGGAGAAGAUAACCACCCGCCGAACACCUUACUAUUUAACCUACGGGAUAAAUCCCAUUCUCCCAGUUGAGUUCGAAGUCCCUACCCAUCGUGUGCUGAGUGCAGAUCGCUUAUCAGUAGAAGAGAGUCAGGAAGUGAGGUUCUUACAGCUGAUACAGUUAGAAGAAAACAGAGACGAAGCGAGAGAUUUCACCCUGGACAUUCAGGAGAGAAGGAAGAAGAACCACGAUAACAAGAUACGGAAGAUAGAUUUGAAAGACGGAGAUUUAGUCCUUCUCUAUGACAGUAGACAUUUCAAAUUUCCAGGAGGUGGCAACAAAUUCGCGAAGAUCCCUUUCCGGAAGGGUAUUACCAAGACUAUCUUCAGGAUGGGGAGGGUACCUUCGACCCUCGCAAGAACGAAACCCUGGAAGGCGAACGAGCAGAAGAAGAUUCAGGAGAUAGUCGCUGCCAGAAGCUCUAUUCCGAAGGCAGCAGGACUUGCACAAUUUCUGAGUCUCGAAGUUGUAAAUGAUUGCAGGAACAUGUAA
Physcomitrium patens is the source of this 849-nucleotide messenger RNA. NCBI's taxonomy places the organism in Eukaryota, Viridiplantae, Streptophyta, Bryopsida, Funariales, Funariaceae. The record is from RefSeq and is a predicted model, not a curated record.